AUGAUUACGCUUGAAGUUAUCAUUCGAGGAAUCGAGGUUCAGCAAAGCAGCUGGCCAGAUGAAGUACUAAAGGCGGUUCUUGACCGUUUCGAGAGGAUGGCUCUUGUGUCGAUCUCUGUAUUGCGAGAAGUUUGUGUGCGCAAUCAACAUUCAAGAACUGAAGAAACAAGCGAAUGCUGCAAUCACCAGUAUUGCAAGUCGUCCAUACUCGUAAGAAGGUACUUGGAGGAGCAAACGAAACGUGUCGAAGUGCAAGAUACGUACUUCGAUCAAAACGCUCUACACGAGUCUAAAGGUUAUCUGAAUGUAAAGGAGAAAUACCUAGUGGUGAUGCAAGAAGCACAAGGAUGUGAGAUGGAUCAGACAAAGUGGACGCAGAAAAUAAUCUCGGAGAAAGGUGACCCGCUUACACUUGGUGCGGUAAACCAAGCGGCGGGUGAAUAUGCCUCAGAGCCCCACAAAGUCAAUGACUGA
This is a messenger RNA of Thelazia callipaeda (thelaziosis nematode), 474 nucleotides long. The record is from the annotation of a GenBank genome assembly. Lineage: Eukaryota; Metazoa; Nematoda; Chromadorea; Rhabditida; Thelaziidae.